AUGGGAGAGCAGGAAACAACCCCUCCAGAAGGCAGGCCCUCAGAUAGCCUUUCUGACAGAAACAUUAUACUCACCUGCAGCACAAGAGAAGAAGCAUCUAUUCCCUACAGUAUUUUAAGCGAAAGCAGCAUUCUGAAGAAGAUCAUAGACACUUCCGCGUUUAAAGAGUCUUCAGAGUCUGGGAUAAAUUUGCCCAUUUCCCACGCGAGCCUAAAAAGAGUCGUUGAGUAUUUGUGGUACAAGCACAAGUACGGGCGAGAGUCUGGGAAUGUGGAGGACUUUAAAAUUGAAGAUAGUGAAGCCCUGGACCUGCUUGAAGUCUCUUCUUUUUUGCGGCUGUAG
Nematocida major is the source of this 342-nucleotide messenger RNA. RefSeq lists its product as uncharacterized. Bases 1 to 342 code for a protein of 113 amino acids. The record is from RefSeq and is a predicted model, not a curated record. NCBI's taxonomy places the organism in Eukaryota, Fungi, Microsporidia. The transcript has a single exon.